GCGGCGCACCGGAAGAGGGCGGCGUGGGUCAUGCUGUGCGUGCUGAGUGCCGCGCGCGCGCGGGCUCUGUGCGGACCCCGGGCCUCGUUGCUGCUGCUCGUGCGCGGCCGCAAGACCCGUUAUGAUCCGCCAGCCAAGUCCAAGGUCGGGCGCGUGGCGACCCCGCCCGCGGUGGAUCCUGCGGAGCUAUUCGUGGUGACGGAGCGUUACCGUCACUACCGCCAGACGGUGCGCGCUCUCAGGCUGGAGUUCGUGUCCGAGGUGCGGGUGAAGGUGCACGAUGCCCGGUCCGGGGUCCAGGUAGAGCGCAAGGCCCAGGAAGACGCCGCCGAGCACCGCAGGCUGAUGGCCUGGAACCGGGAGGAGAACCAGCGGCUGCACGAACUUAGGAUAGAGAGGCUGCGGCAGGAGGCGCGGGAGAAGGAGCAGCGGCAGGCCGAGGAAAAGGCCCGUCAGGCCCUAGAAGCGCAGGCCUGGGCGCAGCUCAAGGAGCAGGAAAUGCUGCAGCUGCAGGAGGAGGCAAAACAUUUCAUCACCCGAGAGAACCUGGAUGCACGAGUAGAAGCAGCUUUGGACUCCCCGAAGAGCUACAACUGGGCCGUCACUAAAGAGGGCCUGGUGGUCAGGCCACAGCCCAAGGACUCUUAAAGGCCCAGAGUGACAGUGCCCACCCAGGGACCAUGUGGAAAUGGGAGGAGGAGGUCUGGGCCUGAGCUAGAGUAAAGCAGUUGGUGUUUCUUUUGGGGAAGCUCACCUUUUCCAGUACGACCCUCGUGUCCUGGCCUCUGCACCCACCACUUGUUCAGAAACUGAUAUACACAGUACCUGUUUGGUACCCAUGCGCAGCUCAGCAAAGCACCAGACAUAGAAGUUUUCAUCUCACAGAGGAGCAGAUGGGGCCACAGUGCCAUCGAGCAGCUGUGUCAUCUACUGUGUACCAUUGGGAUGGUAGUCGGCAAAUUAGUCUUUGGGCCAAACCUGGCCUGCUGCCUAUUUUGUAAAUAAAGUUCAUUGGAACACA
This is a messenger RNA of Manis pentadactyla (Chinese pangolin), 1021 nucleotides long. It is a transcript of the gene MRPS26, whose product is annotated as mitochondrial ribosomal protein S26. NCBI's taxonomy places the organism in Eukaryota, Metazoa, Chordata, Mammalia, Pholidota, Manidae. The transcript is spliced from 4 exons. Gene Ontology annotation, cellular component: mitochondrial small ribosomal subunit. The record is from RefSeq and is a predicted model, not a curated record. The coding region runs from base 31 to 648 and encodes 205 amino acids.